AUGAAAGAUUCGGAAACGCGAGGUCGAAGAGCAAACCGGGGAAUUCUACAAGUUGGAUGGUUCAAGAAUGUUAUGGUUUCUAUGGGUGGACUGAUUUCACUGGGAGUUCAAAGGUGCAAGCAUAUCGUGGUUUUCAAAGGCGGUCUGGUUUUAUUUGGGACUUCGAAGGCGUCAUUUACUGAGAAUAAGACAACUUUGUACAUAACUCCCUAUUGUGCAAUGCGGCAUGAGUUUCACCUACAUAUGUAUGCGUGUAGCUAA
Molecule: messenger RNA, 261 nt
Organism: Periconia digitata
Lineage: Eukaryota; Fungi; Ascomycota; Dothideomycetes; Pleosporales; Periconiaceae
Source: the annotation of a GenBank genome assembly